ACAGUCAGAAAGCGAGUUUGAUGGUUCCUGCAGUUGCUUCAGGACUGAUAUGUGGAGACGGGUUAUGGAUUCUUCCGUCAUCAAUACUUGCCUUGGCGAAGCUUAAGCCUCCUAUGUGUAUGACCUUUCAAUCCUCUUAGGCUAUGAGGAGUGAUGUUGAACUGAGGGAGAUUGGAAGAGAAGAUUUUGAGGAGGAAGACAAGGUGCAAGAUGAAAUAAAGAGGGUGCCACCAUGGCAAAAACAGAUUACUAUAAGAGGAAUAAUUGCCAGUAUAUUAAUUGGGGUGAUUUACAGUGUUAUAGUGAUGAAGCUCUGUCUUACAACUGGUCUUGUUCCUAAUCUUAAUGUGUCAGCUGCUCUUCUGGCUUUUGUGUUCCUUCGAACAUGGACGAGUUUUCUUCAGAAACUCGGGAUUGUAACGGUUCCUUUCACUAGACAAGAGAAUACCAUUGUUCAAACCUGUGCAGUUGCUUGUUACAGCAUUGCUGUUGGAGGUGGGUUCGGAUCGUACCUUUUGGGUCUGAAUAGGAAGACAUAUGAGCAAGCUGGGGUUGAUACACAGGGAAAUGCUCCCAUUAGCUUCAAGGAACCUGGAGUUGGUUGGAUGACUGGAUUUCUUUUUGUUAGCAGUUUUGUUGGGUUGCUGGCUUUGGUUCCACUUAGAAAGAUAAUGAUAAUAGACUACAAGCUCCGUUAUCCAAGUGGAACUGCCACAGCAAAUCUAAUCAAUGGUUUCCACACCUCUAGAGGAGAAAACGAACCCAGGGUGGAAGUUCAUGGCUUUGUGAAAUGUCUCCUCAUCAGUUUCCUAUGGAGCUUCUUCCAGUGGUCCUAUUCUGGUGGAAACCAAUAUGGCUUUCCACAGUUUCCAAAAUUUGGAUUAAAAGCAUGGGAAAACUCGCAAUUUUGCAGAUUUUAUUUCGAUUUCAAUAUGACCUACAUUGGAGCAGGGAUGAUAAGUUCUCACCUAGUUAAUUUGUCAUUGCUUCUUGGUGCUGUUCUUUCCUGGGGAGUAAUGUGGCCACUCAUUGGGGACAUGAAAGGGAAAUGGUUCCCUUCUUCAUUGCCAGAAAGCAGCAUGAAGAGUCUAAAUGGAUACAAGGUUUUCAUUUCUAUUGCCCUUAUUCUAGGUGAUGGGCUCUAUAAUUUCUUCAAGACGCUGUUCUUCAUCAUCCGAAGCAUUCAUGAUCGCUUGAAGGACAAAAAACUGAGCUCAUGUCCAGAUAGCAAAAAACAGGCACUAGAUGAUCUUGUAAGAAAUGAGGUCUUCAUGAGAGAAGGAAUUCCCAUUUGGCUAGCAUGUUUCGGCUACACAUUCUUCUCCAUAAUCUCCAUCGUCGUGAUCCCAAAAGUGUUUCCCGAGCUGAAAUGGUACUAUGUAGUUGUUGCCUACAUGCUAGCACCUUCCCUCAGCUUUUGCAAUGCCUAUGGCACUGGUUUAACAGACAUAAACAUGGCCUACAAUUACGGAAAAGUAGCCCUCUUCGUGCUUUCUGCUGUAGCAGGUAAAGAUUCUGGUGCAGUCGUGGGGCUCGUGGGCUGUGGUCUAAUCAAGUCAAUUGUAUCCAUCUCCUCUGAUCUGAUGCAUGAUUUCAAGACCGGCCACCUAACCCUCACUUCCCCUCGGUCAAUGCUUCUUAGCCAGGCUAUUGGAACUGCAGUCGGGUGUGUGGUGGCCCCACUCACGUUCUUCCUCUUUUACAAUGCCUUCGAUGUUGGUAACCCUGAUGGAGAGUACAAGGCUCCCUACGCCCUCAUCUACCGAAACAUGGCUAUUCUCGGUGUGCAGGGCUUUUCUGCUUUACCUCAACACUGCCUGCAGCUGUGUUACGCAUUUUUCGGGUUUGCUGUCGUGGCUAACCUGGUGAGGGACACCUCUCCUAAAAAGAUCGGGAAGUGGGUCCCACUUCCGAUGGCAAUGGCUGUUCCUUUCCUUGUAGGGGGCUAUUUUGCCAUUGACAUGUGUGUGGGGAGCUUGGUGGUGUUUGCCUGGCACAGGUUAAAUAGCCAGAAAGCAAGUUUAAUGGUUCCUGUAGUUGCUUCAGGACUGAUAUGUGGAGAUGGAUUGUGGAUUCUUCCUUCAUCGAUUCUUGCCUUGGUAAAGCGUAACCCUUCUAUCCGAUGAUGGUUGAAGGCUUGAAGCAGGCGCAGCCAUGGAGGGUAUAAGCUGUUAAAAAGGGUAAGUUUGAAGAGGUUUAUGUUGUAUUACUGCGACAUGGAAGUUUUGCACUAAGGAGUAUGAAAAUUACAAAGUUAUUAUGAUUCAAAAGCCAAGUCAGUCAAUUAUAGCAUUAUACCAAUUUCAUAGAACUGGGAAAACAAAAUACAUGUAACAGUGGUAUGAUAGGAGUCACAGGAUUGACAUAUUGAUCAUGUUUGAAUCCCAGAUAAGCUGAUAUUAAAGCCUUCCUUUGUUUUCAGCUGAUAUGUGAAUUAUAGGAAUUAAAUUAUUGCUC
Messenger RNA from Spinacia oleracea (spinach), 2457 nucleotides. RefSeq names its product metal-nicotianamine transporter YSL3-like. Gene Ontology annotation, molecular function: iron-nicotianamine transmembrane transporter activity; oligopeptide transmembrane transporter activity. The transcript is spliced from 8 exons. NCBI's taxonomy places the organism in Eukaryota, Viridiplantae, Streptophyta, Magnoliopsida, Caryophyllales, Amaranthaceae. Gene Ontology annotation, cellular component: plasma membrane. The coding region runs from base 144 to 2126 and encodes 660 amino acids. Gene Ontology annotation, biological process: response to iron ion; seed development. The record is from RefSeq and is a predicted model, not a curated record.